UGAGUAGAUGCAAGGAGCCUGGAAGGGCAGCAAGGUGGGAAGGGACGGGCCCGAAAAAUGCUCAUCUUCAGCACCGAGCAAAUCUCCGAAUUAUGGACUUGUCCUUGCGUAUGCCCUUUUUAUCCUGACACAGUCCGGUGAUGCGAUCACUCGUGGACACAUUGAAGGUGCAAGGUGAUGAAAACUGGGGAUGGGAAUGACAACCCACGGGCUAGAGCGGCACCAUCCAGGCAACUUGCGUGAUAAGAAAAUCUCCGAGGAGUUUCGUUAUCCGACCAGUCCACCUAGUGAUAGGCCAGGCCGGUUCAUGCAAUAUACUAGGUCGAUUCGAGUCAUGAAGGAAGACUGGAUUAGUCCCGACCACAGUCGCGGCAUAGUUAGUUAUCUAACCAUCCUUAUUAAUGAGGGCGAGAUGCUGGGUGAUCCGGAUGUUUCCUGCAAUCAAUUUGCAAGUCGGGGCCGCGCGGUACAAGGACGAGUAACCAUUAGUAUUACUGUCGACCCCAUUAAUAAUGUUCGACAGUGUCGAUCUGUUUCUUUCGUAGGCAUCCUAGUACUAUCUUUCGACUUUUCCGACAACACACCGCGAGAUGCUAACCAAGGCCCAUCUCGCCCAAUGAUUGUGUGGGCAGAGGAGGGGAUCCCGGAAAGUUAAGAGAACCCCCCCAUACACAACGAAGACUCACCACCGGUGGGUUAAUGAGGAUCACGAACAAUGAACCUCGGAUGAACAGGGUAAAUGUG
Aspergillus neoniger CBS 115656 is the source of this 744-nucleotide messenger RNA. RefSeq lists its product as uncharacterized. NCBI's taxonomy places the organism in Eukaryota, Fungi, Ascomycota, Eurotiomycetes, Eurotiales, Aspergillaceae. The record is from RefSeq and is a predicted model, not a curated record. The transcript has a single exon. Bases 191 to 655 code for a protein of 154 amino acids.